UGCUCAAGUAACAUGGCUGCUCACGAGGGAAAGUCCGUUUUAUUCGUGUGCUUGGGGAACAUAUGCCGAUCCCCAAUUGCAGAAGCUGUCUUCAGGAAAAUGGUAACAGACAGAGGCACUGCAGAUAAAUGGGUUAUAGACAGUGGCGCUGUGUCGGACUGGAACACGGGCAGCGCCCCUGACGCCCGUGCUCUGGCCUGCCUCAGGAAGCAUGACAUUGACUCAGACCACAGGGCCAGACAGGUGACAAAGGAGGAUUUUAUGACCUUUGAUCACAUGCUUUGCAUGGAUGAAAGCAACUUAAGAGAUCUCAACAAGAAGGCGAACACGGUGAAAAACUGCAAAGCUCAAAUCGAGCUCCUCGGGAAGUACGAUCCUCAAAAGCAGCUGAUCAUCAAAGAUCCCUAUUACGGGAGCGACGAAGACUUUGAGAUGGUUUAUGAACAGUGUGUUAGAUGCUGCAGAGCAUUUUUGGACAACCACUCCUGAUGCAACACCCCUGAGCUUCUGUAGACUACCUAAUAUGAGUCUAACUGAACAGAUUUCAUUGUACACACUUAAUUGCUCAGAGAUGAUAUAUGGCUUUGCAAUACCAAGAGAAACAUUGAUGGAUGUAAUUCAAGUGACCGUCCAUCACAUUGAAUGUGGUCUUAAUUGUUAAAUAAACUGUCUUUAUGUAAUUUACACAUUUGAGAGCAAAGGUGAGAAGUUUCUUGACAUUAAUUUUUUUUCCCCGAUGAGGAGAUGAAAAGUAACUAAAUAAAUAUGACAUGGACAACUAAGAAUAAAUGCUUGAAUGAGAUCACUCUGUGACACCAAAAUUCCAGGAAAUUACCAGUGAUUUUCCUGACAUUUAGUGAGUGGGAGACAAAGAUGAGGUUACAAUUUGGCCAAAAGAUUGUCUCGUUGAUUGUUUUAUGAGGUCAUACCAUGCAUAACACUGAAUUUGAGGAAUUAAAACGCUGUGUUAAAUGUUGUGUGAGGUCACACUAUAUUUAACAGUACAUUUAAAAAUUUAAAACACUACAUUGAAAAUAAACAAUGAGUACAGAUAACUUAUUUUCUGUGAUGAAUGCUGCAUACAGUACAUUAACUUAUGCAGCACUGGAAUGACUAGUGUUUAGACCUUGGAUAACACCUGAUUGAAAAUGGUCAGAACAACAACACUGAUUAGAUCCAUUGCUCUUGUAUUUGGCCUGCACAUCCACCAGUUUAUAACACAGUGUUGAGGUAGUGGAUUUCAAACCAUGGAAUAAAACAUAUGUAGUUAACCAUAAUGAAAAAAACCUCAUCUCUGGUAGUAAUUAUACUGAGGGUUUUGUUAAGAGGGAACACUGUUCGUUUUCUUAAAAUGCUAGUAAAACAAGCGGUUUUACUACUUUAGUUGCUUGCUCUAUAAAACUGGCAACUCUGUCCAUCUCCACUCUGUCAUGCUUUGCACACAGCAAAUACCUGGAUGUUCACAGAUGUUUGCUUGUUCUUUAUGGCAACUAAUACACAGUGUUAACUUGUAAUGUGUGCAUAUCCCUGUGCAAAACCUGUUGCUUUAUAAUGUCCUCAGAAAAUUAUCAUUGAAAAUAAUACUAAUGUGUAUCCCUUCGGUGUGAUAGUGUCAUUUUAGUUGUACAUGUUAUUGUACAAACCUGUUGCUUAAUAAUGUACUCAGAAAAUAACUGUUGAAAAUUAUACUGAUGUGCAUCCCUUUAUUUUGAAAGUGUCAUAUAUUAUAAAUGUGUCAAGUUAUGUGGAUACACCAGAUGUAUUUGGAAAACAUUAGUACAUUGAUAGAACCCGCAGAAAUUUGCAAGUAAGUAAGUGUGCUACUGUACUGAAACUGACUUUCCAUUAGAUCCAUAGCCAGGGUCAGUCUUCUCUUCUGUGAUUUUUCAGAGAUCAUUAGGCAGUCAUGCGGGUAUUCGGGCUGGUAGGUGCGCAUGCUGUCAAAGGAGC
Messenger RNA from Megalops cyprinoides (Indo-Pacific tarpon), 1950 nucleotides. RefSeq names its product acid phosphatase 1 (gene acp1). The coding region runs from base 13 to 489 and encodes 158 amino acids. The record is from RefSeq and is a predicted model, not a curated record. NCBI's taxonomy places the organism in Eukaryota, Metazoa, Chordata, Actinopteri, Elopiformes, Megalopidae. Gene Ontology annotation, molecular function: non-membrane spanning protein tyrosine phosphatase activity; acid phosphatase activity. The transcript has 6 exons. Gene Ontology annotation, cellular component: cytoplasm. Gene Ontology annotation, biological process: protein dephosphorylation.